UGAAUAAUCAGGACUUUCCAACGUCCUCCCCUUCCAGCGGGCGGUGGGGUUUCAGUCGGGGGGGAGACUGACAGGUGGACCGUCCUUGAGCCUCGUCUAAUCUGGGAAAAAGGACUUUAAGCGUCUUCCUCGGCCCUGGGAAGACCAUGGCUCCCUGCAGGAUCGGUGGACUGUCUCUGCUGGCGAUUUUACUGCAAAUUGUACUGAUUUGCUCGGCUCAGAGGGGCCCGGUCGGUCUCAGAGGCCCCCAGGGGCCGCCCGGACCAGCAGGCGUGCCCGGAGUGGACGGCAUUGACGGCGACAGAGGAGAAGACUCCACAGUGACCGGUGGACCAGGUCCAGACGGUGACAACGGCAAAGACGGAGUUCCUGGAGCUGCAGGCCUUCCGGGCGCAGAUGGACCAGUUGGACCUCCUGGAGAUGUAGGCCCAGUGGGCCUAAAAGGACCAAAAGGCGAGCCUGGUGCACGUGGGCCUGCUGGAGAGCGCGGUGAAGGACCCGAUGGGUUGGAUGGUCUUCCUGGUACUGACGGGUUGCCGGGGGAACUGGGCAAAGUUGGACCACCAGGAGCGAGAGGCAAGAGGGGUCAAGUGGGUCUUCCUGGUGUUGCCGGGCCACGGGGUCCUCCAGGCGUGUACCAAGGCGAGGACCUGUGUCCCAAUGCCUGCCCUGCUGGUCUCAAUGGACAUCCUGGUCUACCCGGCAUGAAAGGCCACAAAGGAGUUAAAGGUGAAUCCGGUGAGCCUGGAAGACAAGGACACAAGGGAGAGGAGGGCGAACAAGGACCCCUGGGUGAAGUUGGAUCUCAAGGACUACCAGGCCCAGGUGGACCAAGAGGCCUCCAAGGAAUAAUUGGCUCCAAAGGUGACAGGGGACCUCGUGGGAAACCUGGUGAUGGAGGUCCUCAGGGAAUCCAGGGACAUCCAGGUGAUUCGGGUCAAAGAGGUGCCAUAGGGGAGCUUGGGCCAGCGGGAGUGCAGGGGGAGCCGGGUCCAUCUGGAAUCCGAGGAGUGCCAGGGCCAAAGGGAGAGCCUGGCCUUGCUGGUCCAGAUGGCCGUGAGGGAAUACCCGGUCUGCCAGGAUCAAGGGGUCUUGCAGGGAAAAGUGGGGCUCCAGGUGAUGCUGGCCCACAAGGACUUCCUGGUUUGCCAGGCGCUUACGGCCAUAAAGGAUUCAGUGGUCCAGUGGGUAACCCAGGUGAUCCAGGUGUUGUAGGAGUGAUGGGGUCUCCAGGGAAACAAGGCGAGCGUGGCGAGCAAGGAGAGGUGGGACCGGUUGGACCCAGAGGAGGACCAGGUUCAAGAGGAGAGAGAGGGCAUGACGGGCCUCCAGGAUCACCAGGACCCAGGGGAGUCAAAGGAGACCCGGGAUUUCCUGGACUUCCUGGCCCUGCUGGUUAUCGUGGGGAGAAGGGCGACAGGGGUGCAGUCGGGCUCACUGGUCCAAAGGGAGACCAGGGAGGUGCAGGUGCUGAAGGAACUCCAGGAGAUGCCGGAGACCUGGGCGAACAAGGAGAACCAGGAGAGAAAGGAUCGACAGGCCCGCCAGGAGAGACAGGAAAUAAAGGACCGGAGGGCGGCCGAGGACAGCAGGGGAAAGAGGGCAAGGCUGGACAACCGGGACCACGUGGCAUGCAGGGCGAUACGGGUGCACCAGGCCUGCCGGGGACGCAGGGACCAGCGGGGAAAUCCCCAACAGAUACACACAUUAAACAAGUCUGCAUGAGGGUAAUGCAAGAGCAACUGGCCCAGCUAGCAGCUAGCCUGAGAAGGCCUGAUUCAGGCACCUCUGGGCUACAGGGUCCCCCCGGCCCACCCGGUCCUCCAGGCCCCUCCGGAGAGAACGGUUUCCCCGGACACACCGGAUCACGAGGCCUUCCUGGUCUGAAGGGCCCAGCUGGGCUUAUGGGUCGCAAAGGACCCAAAGGUGACCAGGGCGACAAAGGGGAAAGAGGACCCACAACGAGGGGACCCAAAGGAGCACCAGGUGCCCCCGGUCUACCAGGUGAACCCGGUCGACCGGCUUACGGCCAAGAUGGUCGUGACGGAGAAAGGGGUCCCCGUGGUGUUCCCGGUCUAGUCGGCGUUCCCGGGCCCCCUGGUCCCGCCGGCGUGCAUGGUUACUGUGAGUCGUCACAGUGCGUCCUGCCCAUGGUGGCGUCGCCGGUUUCUGCAAAGGACUCCAGCAUGAAGGGCCCCAGUGACAUGUGAAGAGGGCCUAAGCAGAAAACUGAAAACUGGAAGAGAAACCAUCACUCCAUGGAAGAUCUGUCCAUGGAAGAUCUGUCCAUGGAAGAUCUGUCCAUGGAAGAUCUGUCCAUGGAAGAUCUGUCCAUGGAAGAUCUGUCCAUGGAAGAUCUGUCCAUCGAAGAUCUGUCCCUGUUUGUUUUUAAUUUGGUGAUUUUUAAAGUCAUUUUGGUCUCUUGAAGCCAUCUUUGUGGUUAUAAAUUGACAUGAAGGUGGACACUGGGCAGCAAACAUCAGCUUUAGAAACAUUUUACCUCACGUUUUGCCAUCUCUGUACUAUCAAAUUAGAGGAAUUAAGAACUCACUGUACAGUACCAGCCUCAUUUCUAUCCAAGCAACGACGAGUCUGAAGGUUAUUCUAUAUGUUUAUGUAAAUGUGUCAAUACGCAAAUUACACAGCUGGAUGACGUACAUUUUGUUUGUGAGUAUCUUUGUUGUGUACCCACUUUAAUCCACCCCGCUGUGCCUUUAACUCCAAAUGUAGGAUAUGUUUGAUAAUUUCAUGUCAUGACGACUGAUGUUUUUUGUGAUUGGAGGGUGGCGAUGUGUGAAAACCUCUAUGGUAGUUUUAUAUGACUUCUUAUUUAUUAUAUCAAGGUUCAAGGUGACAUCUUCGAGUUGUACAAAGGAGGAAAUAAACACAUUUUGAUAA
This is a messenger RNA of Etheostoma cragini (Arkansas darter), 2898 nucleotides long. It is a transcript of the gene col9a1a, whose product is annotated as collagen, type IX, alpha 1a. Bases 147 to 2210 code for a protein of 687 amino acids. Lineage: Eukaryota; Metazoa; Chordata; Actinopteri; Perciformes; Percidae. The transcript has 33 exons. The record is from RefSeq and is a predicted model, not a curated record.